AUGGAUCCAGACAAACAAGAUGCUCUAAAUAGCAUUGAGAAUUCUAUUUAUAAAACAGCCUUCAAAUUACGAUCAGUGCAAACUCUGUGCCAAUUGGACUUGAUUGACAGCUCCCUGAUUCAGCAGGUACUAUGUCAAAGUUUCUGGGAAGCAAGAGAGAGCUCUCUCUCUGAGCAGCAGCUUUCUCAGGCCCUCCAGAAGCUGUUUGAGAGAGUCAGAGUGGAAAAACCAGGACUGGCGCAUACCAGAGCUUCAGAACUCACUCUGAAUCUUCUAAGAACGAUGUAUGACAGCACAGGAACUGGUUUUCUCCGGCUGGCGCCUGCAGCUACAGCCCUGAUUGCCCUCUCCAGGGACAGCCCUCUUACCAAGUACAGAGCUCUUUUUCAGCUCUAUGCAGAAAAAAGCAGGGAAGGUUCUGAUUCUGGAGCACACAUGACUCGAAGAGUUUUGAGGAACCUACUCACAGAUUUACAGCAGAUCCCGACUGUUGUGGGAGAGAGCCGUGCUCCCUGCUCUGUGGAAAGUGCUAUCCGCAGCUGUUUCCAAGGAGUAUUGAGCCCCACCAUCAAAGAAGAGAAAUUUCUGUCUUGGUUACAGUCAGAGCCUCCCAUCCUCCUGUGGCUCCCAACCUGCCACUGAUUAUCAGCCACUGAAAUGGUCACUCACCCUGUCCGGUGCAGCAUCUGCAGGAACUUCCCGAUUGUGGGACUGAGAUACCGCUGUCUGAAGUGUCUCAAUUUUGACAUCUGCCAGGUGUGUUUCUUAUCUGGUCUUCACAGCAAGUCCCAUCAGAAGUCUCAUCCUGUGAUUGAGCACUGUGUCCAGAUGUCAGCAAAGGAGUAUACAAAACUCCUCUUCAGAACCCUCAGAAACAACCUGCUCCAGGGGCACUGCAGGAGGAAGGAAGCUGCGAGAAGGCAGUGGCUGCUGGAGCAGGCGAAUCCGAAGCACACAGCUCACCAAGCACAGGCCAGGCUCUUUAGAAAACAGUUAAACCGAUGCAAAGACAAGAUGCAAGCAAUCUAUGCUUCCCAGGAAGAAAAAAGUUGCAUAUUUGAAACAAAGAUUCAUGAACUUACAACCAACCAGAAUCACCUGUGGACCAAGCUACAGCAGAUAGGACAGGGUGUACAGGCAAUGUUGCAGCCACUCCAUCCUUCAUCUUCCUCCUGCCAAACUAUGGUUUCCAGGAGUGAACAUUCUGCAGCUGAAAGGUUUUAGAGGGGAGAAGAUCCUUCCCAGUUCAAAAAUGCCACUGAGAAGGGUUUGAAAUCAGAACAUCUUCCUAACCCCACUGUGGUUGACAGAAGUCACCGACUUCAAGCAAACGCAGAACAUAGUUCACCAAAUUCCGAGUCACCAGAGGCCAGUUUGCAGCCAAAGUCAGUGCAAAAUACCAAGGCACAAAGCCAAGCACAAAAGAUGUCAAAGGAAAUCCUUAGCUCCCUACCCAGUUCUCAGUUGGGAUUGUGGCAGGACCACCUCCAAAUUGUUCCUGCGAAAAUGAGCAGUCCCGCUCUGGCUCCUGCUGAAAAGAAAGAGAUAGUUGACAUUGAAGAGAAAAAGAAUGAGCAAGACGAAGAGGAACUGCAGCAGCUGCUAUCAAAACUUAUGGAUGCCUUCACUCUUGAAAUGCCACCAGGUCCAGAGUCGUCAGUGACCAUGGACCUGUACUGGGGUCCCGAGCGGGUGUGCAAGGCCUUCUCUGCCCUUAUUGAUGAAGUCACCUUGCCCAACUUGAAGUGA
Molecule: messenger RNA, 1749 nt
Organism: Choloepus didactylus (southern two-toed sloth)
Lineage: Eukaryota; Metazoa; Chordata; Mammalia; Pilosa; Megalonychidae
Gene: DYTN
Product: dystrotelin
Biological process (GO): synaptic signaling
Cellular component (GO): plasma membrane
Molecular function (GO): zinc ion binding
Source: RefSeq, a predicted model, not a curated record